UGCAAUGGUGAGUGUGAAGGCUAUCGAGAAAGUGACUUGGCGUGCGUACUGAUGCUACGCCCUCCUUCCUAUUCUCGCAGGGACUUCUUGCCUCGAGAUCACCCGCAUGAGCCCACGUACGCUCCAGAAGGGAAUACAAUGAUCUCUCUCUCUCUUGCCUCGAGGCGCCGCACACGCCCGGCAAGCACAGCCCAAUCCUCAACGGCGACUACGGCUGCGCUCAAUAUCUGAUGCGCAAGAGCCAGCAAGAGGCCCUGUCUGCGACGGCUGCCAAGUCUCAACUCUGGCAGUGGAUCCACGAAACGGCCAGGGAAGACUGGCUGGAGAUCCUUCGACGCCGCUUCGCAGCCAAGACGCUGCUGUACCAGGUCAUUUAUGGGCAAGAAGCCGGCCGGCCGAAGCGAUGGCUGGAGCUGCGCCCUCCAAAGGCACUUAGUGAUGGGCUGCGACCGGGCAAGUGGUUGCUCGGCGCUGAGUCCCUUGGGAGGGGGGCAGCAUCAAACGGGUCAAGCGUGCGAGGCAUCUCGAGGGCAGAGAGGUACCUCUUUGCCGACCUGAAGAUCGUCGCAACGGAUACCAGUGGGAAGUCGAUGCCAUGGACACUCGAGGGCAAGCCCGACUCAGAGCUCUCGGGCGCUGCUCGCCGGUUGAUGGACCUCGUGCUCUCAACGCGACCGGAGGAGGAGCAAAGGGCACGACACCAGGCGCACGAUGCCUGUGUCGCAGAGGAGCAGUCGGACCCCCUCCUCAAACACCCUGGUUUCCUUCAGCUGGCGCCCGAGUAUCAGAGGGCAAUCUUGGGCAAGCUAAGCUUGACGGCCAGCGGGAGCCUCUACCUGGGACCGGCCAACUCCUUCGUCAUCACCCCGUCAAAGUUGCGAAAGCUCCGUGAGGUCGGCAACAUGGAGCCUAGGAGCUCGACACUCGCCCGACUUCUUUGCAGGCGCCCAGAGGACGCCAUUGAGGGCGAAGCCAACUUCGUACACACUUACCCUAUGUUUCCAUCCACUCCGCGUCCGGCGCUGAAACCUGACGGCCGAGGGACCAACAGCACACGCCGCUCAGGGUCGAGCCGUCCAGCGCCCGCCCGUCAAGCCUAGUGACCUACGCUUACACGCAACAUGCCCGCCUUCGUAGGCGAUACAAAGCGACCUCAAAGCUCCUCGCCACCCGGCUCAGCUGCCGCCGAGCUCAGCGCAUCUGCACCCCAUCGUGCUCAGCACUACGCCCUCUCACCCAAGCUCCUCAAGGGCGACGAGAUGGACCCAGGAAGCGAAGAGGAUGAUGCCACCUUGACACUCGCGGCGGAGUCAUCUCUGCAAGACGCUGAGGAAGAGGAGAUGGACGAUGAGG
This is a messenger RNA of Jaminaea rosea, 1353 nucleotides long. RefSeq lists its product as hypothetical. NCBI's taxonomy places the organism in Eukaryota, Fungi, Basidiomycota, Exobasidiomycetes, Microstromatales. The transcript has a single exon. Bases 231 to 1100 code for a protein of 289 amino acids. The record is from RefSeq and is a predicted model, not a curated record.